AAUGGAGAUGAAGUGAUGCUCCUCUCCCAUGUGAGCAAGCACCCGGUAGGCUGCGUAAUCAAGAUUACAGAUGACUUCUUAAAUUUAGAGAAGGGUACAAUUUACAUGGGUUCGAACCGUCAUAUUCAAGGUUCGCAUGCAAUGGUUAUUGUGGGCUAUGGUGAAGACAAUGGCAUUAACUAUUGGAUUGUAAUGAAUAGUUGGGGGGAGGAAUGGGGUGACGAAGGUUAUUGUCGAAUAUGUAGAGACUCAAGUUUGCCUCCAGGCGAAAAAUCAAUUUUAACUAGAUUUUCCUACCCUGUGCUUGAUGACUGAGGACAUGGAAAGGAGCAGAGAGACAAGAGCAGAGAUGGUUCAAGAACGUUAAAUGACAUUUAUAUAAAUGAAUCAAAGAUCUCUUUUUUGUAUGAUAUAGUCUAUUACUUGCAUGCUACGUACUUGCUAUAUUUCUUGGACUUAUUGUGAAAUGUUUAACUGUUUCUUCGCUAUAUCUUUUAGGAUGAAUCCCUUGAUAACUUGGAUCUUGUAUAAUAUAGUUUAUUGGCUGACAAGGUAAGCUUUGAUGUGGAAUGCAGGUUGUGUUAAAUCAA
Messenger RNA from Asparagus officinalis (garden asparagus), 590 nucleotides. RefSeq names its product zingipain-2-like. Gene Ontology annotation, molecular function: cysteine-type endopeptidase activity. Gene Ontology annotation, cellular component: lysosome. The transcript is spliced from 3 exons. The coding region runs from base 16 to 315 and encodes 99 amino acids. Lineage: Eukaryota; Viridiplantae; Streptophyta; Magnoliopsida; Asparagales; Asparagaceae. The record is from RefSeq and is a predicted model, not a curated record.